Lycium ferocissimum is the source of this 805-nucleotide messenger RNA. Its product is annotated as 16 kDa phloem protein 1. The transcript has 5 exons. The record is from RefSeq and is a predicted model, not a curated record. Lineage: Eukaryota; Viridiplantae; Streptophyta; Magnoliopsida; Solanales; Solanaceae. The coding region runs from base 248 to 730 and encodes 160 amino acids.
AGGCCCACACCAUCUGUCAACUCACUGUCUUAAAAAGACUAGAAUCUCUGUUGAAUUCUUCCACCCAUAUACACCAUAUUUGAAUGCAAAUUUCAUUGUUUCAUCAGCAGCCAUUCACACAAACAGAGCUUAUAAAUUUCUUUGAUCCAAAUUCUCCUAUACUUGAUUUUAUUUUUGGGUACAAAAUUCUCCUAUAUUUGAGUCUUUGUUGGUACAAAAUUCUCCUAUAUUUGAUAAAGUUAGAGAGAUGACGACUAUCUUUGGAAUAAUGGAGGUGAAUCUUGUCAACGCUAAAGGUCUAAAAAACAACGAAGUUUGGGGUGGUGGAAUCGACCCGUAUGUUUUGCUUCAAUAUAGGGGUCAAGAACGUAAGAGCACUACUGCUCGAGCAGGCCAAGGCAGUAAACCAGAAUGGAAUGAGAAGUUCAAUUUCAAGAUAGAAUAUCCCUCAACAGAUGGACAGUACAAGCUUAUACUUAAGCUCAUGGAUCAUGAUACCUUUUCUUCAGAUGACUAUCUUGGCGAAGCCACUAUCUACUUGAAGGAAUUUAUUGAGCUGGGAUUGGAGAAUGGAAUAGCUGAAAUUCAUCCUCGCAAAUAUAGUGUGGUGGGCAGUGAUCAAUGUUACUGUGGUGAAAUUCAAGUUGGCAUCACUUUCACUCCAAAGGUAUGUAUUCUAAAUGAAGAAGCAGAAUAUGGUGGAUGGAAGGAUAGUACUGAUGAUUACUGAGUAGUUAGCCUGUCAAAUAUCUGCUUCAUCUUGUACAUAUCAAUUAUGUGAGUAGAGUAAAGAUGAAGAUCCUCA